UCAAACUGGAAAAUGAAAGCAUGAGCUUGUUGUUCUUGUCAUUCGCUGCUCAUUUCAUUCCGAAGUUUUACUUUGGUGGUUGGUGCAGUUUCAAAAUAUUUAAUUUAAAUUACCUGUCUUUCCCGAAAUACUGAUAAUUUCUGCAGUUAGACUUGUAGGGAAGAAAAUUACUAACUGCCUAUAAAGUUUUGAUUGUUGUCAUUGUAACAUUAUUGUCAGGAAUUUACAUAACACCGGCGAUAUCAUGAGGAUUUGUUUGUUAAAAACUGUGUCAAACACAUUUAAUAGAAGAUUUCUAUCAACGACAAACUAUAAAAAAGUAACACAUUGCAUAUUUGAUUUGGAUGGGCUACUUUUAGACACUGAAUUCGUUUACAAGAAAAUGGUAACACAAAUAUGUGCCAAAUAUGGCCAUGAGUACACAAAUGAACUCAUGAUGAAAGUGUUGGGUGGCACUGAGCAACGUCUAUCAGAGAUUCUGUGCAAAGAAUUAAAACUUCCCGUGAGUCCUAAAGAGUUUAGAGAUGAACUUCUUGUUCUGGGCGAUACCAUGUUGGCAGGAGCACCAUUGCUGGACGGAGCUGAAAGACUUAUAAGACAUCUUCACAAAACGAAGGUGCCGUUUGCAUUAGCCACAUCUUCCAGUGAGAGGUCUGUACAUACAAAAGUAGCUUCUCACAAGGAGUUGUUUACAUAUUUCCAUCACAUGGUGAUGGGGAGCACAGACAAAGAAGUCAAAUAUGGAAAACCACACCCUGAUAUUUUUUUGGUAGCUGCUUCCCGGUUUCCAGACAAACCAGAGCCAUCAAAGUGCCUUGUUUUUGAAGACUCUCCACAUGGUGUAACUUCAGGGAUAUCUGCAGGUAUGCAGGUAGUCAUGGUACCUGAACCCCAUUUGGACAAGAAGUUCACUAGUCAUGCCACAAUUGUAUUGCCUACUCUAGCUAAAUUCCGACCGGAACUAUUUGGUCUACCAGCCUUCCAGUAACAUGAGACUAUUUUAAAAUCACCAUUCUCUUAUCCUCAUAUAGGCAAUUUGCUCUAUGAUGAAAC
Molecule: messenger RNA, 1053 nt
Organism: Chilo suppressalis (striped riceborer)
Lineage: Eukaryota; Metazoa; Arthropoda; Insecta; Lepidoptera; Crambidae
Source: the annotation of a GenBank genome assembly